Haliotis rubra (blacklip abalone) is the source of this 1278-nucleotide messenger RNA. RefSeq names its product pancreatic lipase-related protein 2-like. The coding region runs from base 1 to 1278 and encodes 425 amino acids. The transcript has 8 exons. Lineage: Eukaryota; Metazoa; Mollusca; Gastropoda; Lepetellida; Haliotidae. Gene Ontology annotation, molecular function: carboxylic ester hydrolase activity; lipase activity. The record is from RefSeq and is a predicted model, not a curated record. Gene Ontology annotation, biological process: lipid metabolic process.
AUGAGAGUCGUACUCCUGCUGUGUGUUCUCUGCGCCGUGACUGACGGUUGGUUUUUCGGGUCGAAGAAGAAGUGGGAAUGUUUCGGGGAGUUCGGCUGUUUCGGCAACGAAUAUCCGUAUGACAACACGAAGGGUUGUAUUCCCCAGUCACCCGAUGAGCAGGGACUACAGCUUGCCCUCUACACCCGGAACAACAGGUACUACCCUCAGUGGAUCAACAUCGACACCAACACCGACAACGCAGGCAACAUAUUCAGCAUCUCCAACAGUCACUACACCGCCGGGAAACGCACCUACUUCAUCAUUCACGGCUACACUGACGACUGUCUCUCGGAAUGGGUGGCUAACAUAGAGCGCACAUUGCUUGAAAUAGGUGAUUUCAAUGUGUUCCGUGUAAACUGGCAAGAAGGCGCAUCCCCCAAGAUAUACGACCAAGCUGCCUCCAACACAAGACUCGUGGCAUCCAUGCUGUCACUGUUCAUAAAGGCGUUGAACGAAAUCGGCACAUCAUACGGUGACAUCCACAUCAUCGGCCACAGCCUCGGCGCUCACAUCAGCGGACAAGUGGGUCAGCUGCUGGGUGGACAGCUUGGGCGAAUUACAGGCAUGGAUCCGGCAGGCCCCUCGUUUGACAAGGAUAACUGCGACAUUAGACUGGACAAGACGGACGCCCAGUUCGUGGACAUCAUGCACACGGAUGCAGAACAUCUGUCAAAGUUGGGCUUUGGUAUGAUGCGACGGAUGGGCCACGCCGACUUCUACCCUGCCGGUGGGUCCGACCAGGAGGGAUGCCCCAAGAACUUCGGCGAUCACCUGUUUUCGUUGGUGACAGGCGGUAUUAAAGGGUUCAUCAACGGCGCCGCGUGCAGCCACAGCCGCGCAUACGACAUGUUCUGGUCCUCCCUCACCCUGUGCCAUUACACGGCCGUACCCUGCGCCAACUGGGACGACUUUAAGGCAGGGAAGUGCAGCUGCAGCGACGCCACGCCCUGCUCACGCAUGGGCUACUUCGCCGACCCCAACCUCCACGGCACUUUCUUCCUCAGAACCACUGGGACUCCACCUUAUUGCUUAAACAAGUGGGGCUCCACCUUAUUGAGGUCAGUAAGCAAGUGGGACUCCAUCCUUUUUGAGGUCAGUAAACAAGUGGGACUCCACCUUAUUGAGGUCAGUAAACAAGUAAGACUCAACCUUUUCGAGGUCAGUAAACAAGUGGGACUCCACCUUAUUCAGGCAUUCUGCCAACCUGACAAGGCGGCCAGAGAACCAGGGGGAUAG